GAUAAUGAUGAUGAUGAUGAUGAUGAUGACGACGAUGAUGUGACUGAAUCAGAUGAUAACGAUUCUACGGACGAAAUUGAUGAUGAUAAUGAUGAUGGUGAUGAUACUGAAAGUGAUCAGGAAAAUAUAUCAACUGAAAUAAUGAUGCCAUUAUCACCAAAUAGUACACCAACUUGUUAUAUUUGUUUGAAUAUAUUCGAAGGUCAAGAUAUUGGUAGUCCUGAUUCAUGUGAAACAAUGCAUCAUUUUUGUCUCGAAUGUAUUGAAGAAUGGGGAAAGCAAAUUAACACCUGUCCAGUGGAUAGAAAAUCAUUUUCAUUCAUUAUAGUUCGACGAACAAUUAAUGGUGAAAUUGUAAUGAAGGUUCCAAUUGCUAAAAAAUCUGUUCUCGAAAUAGUUACAAUCGAUAAUGAUGAUGUUACAUAUUGUGAAAUUUGUGGUCGUUGCGAUCGUGAAGAUCGUUUAUUACUUUGUGAUGGUUGCGAUUUUGGUUAUCAUUGUGAAUGUUUAGUUCCACCAUUGGAAACAAUACCAGUCGAUGAAUGGUUUUGUCCGGAUUGUUUUGAACGAUUGUUUGGUGAUGAUGCAAACGAAGAGAAUAAUCAACGUCGAUUAGCACAACGAAGAGCAAUAGCACGUACCGGAACAUUCGAACGGGUUCGAAAUCGAAUUCUUGCUAGACGUUCGAAUGUUGGUACUCGAACGACAAAAACUAAACGUAAAACAAAACAAAGAAGACGAAGGAGAACUACGAAAAAAAGAAAAACAACAAAGACAAAAACUUCUAAUAAAACGAAAACGAAAAGAACUCGACGAAGAAAAUAUAGGAAACGUACAAAAAAAUCAAAAUUAUCAAUGAAAAGAUUACCAGCAGCUGAUCCACGAUCACGUUUAGCAACUAGACUGGGUCUUGUUUGUAAACCUAAAUCACCAUUCGGAUUGCCUGUUUCCAAACCAAUCAAUCAAACUCGAUCGCUUUCAGAAAUUCGUCAGUUUAGUGGUAUCAGUGGUCUUUCAAUGUUUGGUUAUGGUUUGGAAAUGAAUCAUCUUAGUUCCUAUAAUGAUGAUUUAUUCGAUAGUGGCGCUGUUGAUGGUUCGUCUGCAGGAAGCCUUGGAUUAUUAACAAAUACAAGACAUCAUAUUUUUGUUAAUAAUAAAUCAUUAAUUAAAACACCCACCGAACCAUUAUCAUUACAGAUACGAGAUUCUUCCAAUAUUGAUGUAUUAAGUGAAAUUAUGACUUCUCAAGAGAUACUACAUGCUUCAUCAUCAGAUUUGUCGAUUGCUCGUGAUGGUCGAGUUUAUCUCAAAGCAGAAUCUUCAUCAUCAAACAAUUCGAUUCGCCAAUGUCCAAAUAAUUCUUCGCCAAAUCAUUCAUCAUCACCACCUCAAUCAUCAUCAACAAAUAAUGGCAAUAGUUGUAAAAAUCAUAGUUCAGAUAGGCGAUCAUCAUUAUCAGGGAAUUCAUAUUUAUCAUCUUCCUCAUCCUCAUCCUCAUCUUCAUCAACGGCGCAUCAAGAAAGAACUACUCAUACAGACAAUAUUAGCUUUAUAAAACCAUCACCAGUUGUUUCAUUAACUAUUGACAAUGAUGAUGAUGAUAAAAACAUUGAUAUAGAAAUGUAUAGCGACAUUGAAUCAUUACAAGAUGAUAAUAACAAAGAUUUAGAUGAGAACCAUCCUGAUGAUGCUAACGACGAAAAUGAUGAAAAUCAUGGCAAUAAUCAACUUAAACAACCACAAGAACCUGUAGCCAAUAUUGAAGAUGAUAAAUUAUUGAAAAUUGAAAGUGAUAUCAAUCAAACACAAAAUCUUUCUGAAAGUGGUGAAGAAAAUUCCAAAAAUGAUACCAGUAUUAAAAAUAUUGAAACAAAAGUUUCGAAAAAAUCUCAGCAAGCUAAACUUAAACGACGUCCCUCAAUCAAUGAUCUGUUUGGUGAUAAUUCGGAAGAUGAAGAUGAUCGUGAUGAAGUAAAUGAAUUGAAACAAUUGGUAGCUCAACAAGGUGGCAUCAAUGUACAUUUUCCCAUAAAAAUGCCCAUCGUAUUAAAGACAAAUUUUUUGAGUGAUAAAAAUAAGUCUUCGAAUAAUAAUGAUGAUGAUGUUCCGUUGUCGAAAAAAUGGGUCCCUAUCUAUCCUGAAAUGAAUGAAACAUCGAAAAAUUCCGGACCCAAAUGGAAAGCAAUUGGAGCUAAUUCUGAAUCAAACCAAAAAUCAAAAUCAGAAUCGAAAGAAAAAUUUGAAAAAGUUCAUUGCGACGUUGAUAGAAAAAAUGAAAAAUCCAUGAACAAUAAUCGUCCUAAAUUAGAAAGUAAAAAGCAGGAAAUUUCUUCAAAAUUACAAAGUUCGUUACGAAAAGUAAAAGACGAAGAAAAUCAAGAUAUAUUUCCCGAUAUUAUUGAAUCAGUUAAAAUUAAAAAACCUGUUCCUAAAGUGAAAGAUGAAACGCAAACUAAAAUUCCGACAAAACAGCCAGAUAUUAAAAAAAAUUCACCGAAAAAUUCUACUUCAUCCGAAGCUAAAAUCAGAACCUGUAAGCAUGGGAGACCACUUGCUCAUAAGAAUAAAGAAUUAUCAUCAUCAUCAACAACAACAACAUCGGCAGCUAAACGAUCAAAAACGAUUGAGACAACUACAUCGAAACCCGUUCAUUCGAAAGAUUAUAGCAGCAAAAAACAUGAACACAGUGAUCUGGAUUAUAAUCAUGAUGAUCGAUAUGAUCGUCAUCGAAAAUUUUCCAAAAAUGAGCAUCCAAAAUUGGAAUCGAAAGCUAUCAUUUGUCCACAGCCAUCAUCAUCAUCAUCAAAUGUAAAAAUCAAUCAAUCCUCAUCUAAUAAAAAUAAUAAUGACAAUCGUUUACGAGAUUCAUCAACAAAAGAUGAAUCUAGUUCAAGUGCAAAAAAACAUCGUCACCAUCAUCAUCAUCAUCAUCAUCAUCGUCAUCAUCAUCGUCAUAAGCAUGAUUUGGAAAAUAGUUCUUCGGGUACCAUUUCUGGUCAUCAUCAUCAUAGUGAAGAGAAGAAAUGUGUGGAGAAAAAAUCGAAUUUAUUCCAAUCGUAUUCGAAGAUCGAUUCCAAGGAAAUCUUCGCUCAAGGUUUGUAUGGCUUAUAA
This is a messenger RNA of Dermatophagoides pteronyssinus (European house dust mite), 3111 nucleotides long. RefSeq lists its product as uncharacterized. The record is from RefSeq and is a predicted model, not a curated record. Lineage: Eukaryota; Metazoa; Arthropoda; Arachnida; Sarcoptiformes; Pyroglyphidae.